Molecule: messenger RNA, 328 nt
Organism: Paramecium pentaurelia
Lineage: Eukaryota; Ciliophora; Oligohymenophorea; Peniculida; Parameciidae
Source: the annotation of a GenBank genome assembly
AUGUAUCAAUUCUAAUAAUAUGCCAUAUUAUCUAAUUAUUAAUUAAAUUCCUAAUAACAAAGAAUAAAUUAAAUUCAAAAUUAUAUAUGUUCUCUGUUAAAUGGUAAAUUAUAUUAAUUUUACAUUAGCUAAUCGCAUUUAUUUAUCCAAACUUUGCUAUUGUUUUAUCUAUUAUUGGUUGUAUAUGUUGUGUAACUCUGGUUAUAUUAUUCCUUAUUAUAUGACCUUUAGAUUUAUUGUUGAACCUCUUUAUCGAAUCCUGAACACUGCAGUAGUUUUAUUUGGAAUUAUUGGUGGAUUUUAUGGAUUAAUUGGACGUUUUAGUUGA